ACUGUCGAGAAUCUGUUUGCUGCCCGGUUUUCGGACCAACGAAGGCUGCCUGGCCCAAUCCAACCCUCCAUCACGGCAUAAGCGGCCUUAUCUUCCAGUUUCUGCUGUGAGUCUUAAAGAAGGCGCAGUUAUGUUUUCCAGGCGUCUUUAACGGAGAAAAUUGGUGCAUAAAACGAUUUAAGCCACGCGAGGCCUCCUUCUGUUCUUAAAGUUAUCAUGCCCCCCAGACUUGCCAAUUCUCACUCAUCACCAACUCCGUUUUCAUCACCAGCUCAUCUGGCAGUUUUCCCCUUCUUUUUGCGUCUUUGUCUACAAGGGAAACAACUUCAAAUUCUUGUCAGCUGGAUAAUCUUCGCCGCCAUGCCACAGCGCCACGGUCAUCACAGGAAGCAUGAGAGCAAGAGGCCGCACAAAAACAGCCCGCACCGGGAGUCCGCCAAAGACGUAACUCAGAGAGAAGAAACGGCAUCUCAGCCACCAAUAUUGAUGGUGCCAGCAACCGGGCCUUGGUCUUCAUGGGCUCUUGACCCCGAAGGAAGGGGCUUUUAUUACCGCAAUCGCAUAAACGCAGCAGGAAGAUACGAAUGGGACUUUAGCCCAAAGACCACGACCUUCGGCUACGCGCAACCUACACAGCAAACAGGCUACCAUCAAUCUUCGCAUGCGAUAGCGCCAGCGCCGGCUUUCAGACAGACGUUGAUGUUCCCGACGGGGCCGGCCCUGGGGGAAGACCAACCUAGCGCUGACUCCGAUUUUACCAACGACUUUGACGAUGAAGUGACAUCUCUCGCUGCGGGAUCGGGAUUUGUCAUCCCGGCCAUCAUUGACGUGGAUACAAAGAACAACGUCAAGGUGCUGGUGCCCGAUCCCAAGACGGGAGAGGCGACAAUCAUUUGGGACAACAAACGCAAGCACGCUCACAAGUUGAAGGCGAGUCCAAAUGUCAAGGUGCGAGAGUGGCUACACAAGGAAUGAUGUAGCAGCAACUUUAGGAUUCUGAGAGGAGAUUUGCCUGUCUUUGGGUUGAUGCAAACUUGUACACUCUCGUAAAUCAUAGACGCAUAUAACGUAGCCCAAGUCAUACAUAUUAGAAC
This is a messenger RNA of Colletotrichum destructivum, 1094 nucleotides long. RefSeq lists its product as uncharacterized. The record is from RefSeq and is a predicted model, not a curated record. Lineage: Eukaryota; Fungi; Ascomycota; Sordariomycetes; Glomerellales; Glomerellaceae. The coding region runs from base 217 to 975 and encodes 252 amino acids. The transcript is spliced from 2 exons.